This is a messenger RNA of Lingula anatina, 2098 nucleotides long. RefSeq names its product histone acetyltransferase KAT2A. Gene Ontology annotation, biological process: chromatin remodeling; positive regulation of transcription by RNA polymerase II. Gene Ontology annotation, cellular component: nucleus; ATAC complex. NCBI's taxonomy places the organism in Eukaryota, Metazoa, Brachiopoda, Lingulata, Lingulida, Lingulidae. The record is from RefSeq and is a predicted model, not a curated record. Gene Ontology annotation, molecular function: histone H3 acetyltransferase activity; protein binding.
AUGGCUGUGUGGAGGACCUUUGUUGAUGCCCUAGACGCUUUGACAUGGUUAUGCUAUUGCCAUGUGCCAGCGUUCUGUGACAGUCUUCCACGCUAUGAGACGACACUGAUAUUUGGCCGCACACUGCUGCGCUCAGUAUUCCAGACAAUGAGGAGACAGCUGCUGGACAAGUUCAGAGCUGAGAAGGAUAAGAUGCCACCGGAGAAAAGAACACUGGUGCUGACACAUUUUCCAAGGUUUCUGUCCAUGUUAGAAGAAGAGGUGUAUGGUGCUGCCUCUCCUAUCUGGGAUCCUGAAUUUACACACAAACCUGCCAAUAUUUCCAACUCGCCACCUGCCACACCCACAGAUGUGUCAUCUCCCAUCGUAACAUCCCCAUCUGGUGCCGGUGUGAGCGGCUUGGCAAGGUUCCAGACUUCCGGAGUGACCACGUCCACAGCGUCCAGUCUAGAGGGGUUUACGCAGAUCAAUGUUAGUCCUGGACUCAUUAGUGGUGCCAGGAGGACGUCUAAGAGCAAAGAUACAGCAGAGAAAAGAAAGCUGGAGGAGGUGCCAGUCCUAGAAGAGUCCAAGAGAAGACGGAUCGAUGGUGAUGUUCCAAUGGAGCUGGUCAACCAGGUCAUUGCGACUAUCUCAGACCCAGAUCUUAUGUUAGGGCCAGAGACCACAGCCUUCACGGCCCACUCGGCCAGAGAUGAGGCAGCCAGAAUAGAAGAGAAGAAGGGCACCAUUGAGUUCCAUGUGGUGGGGAACUCUCUCAGUCACAAGCCCUCCAGACAAACCCUGCUCUGGUUGAUAGGGAUGCAGAAUGUUUUCUCCCACCAGCUGCCCCGGAUGCCCAAGGAGUACAUCACUAGGCUGGUGUUUGACCCUAAACACAAGUGUCUGGCCCUGGUGAAAGAUGGCAGGGUGAUAGGUGGAAUCUGUUUCCGUAUGUUCCCAAUGCAAGGGUUCACUGAGAUCGUCUUCUGUGCAGUCACUUCCAAUGAACAGGUUAAGGGUUAUGGUACACAUCUAAUGAAUCACUUAAAAGACUACCACAUUCGACACAAUGUUCUACAUUUUCUCACAUUUGCCGAUGAAUUUGCAAUAGGUUACUUCAAGAAACAGGGCUUUUCCAAAGACAUCAAGCUCCCAAAGACGGCCUAUGCUGGUUAUAUCAAGGACUAUGAGGGAGCUACACUGAUGGGGUGUGAACUUAACCCCAAGAUACAGUACACACAGUUCUCUCAUGUUAUCAAGAGACAGAAGGAGGUCGUCAAGAAGCUCAUAGAAAAGAAACAAGAGGAGGUACAGAAAAUUUUUGCUGGUUUAAAAUGUUUCAAAGAUGGUGUCCGUCAGAUUCCCAUUGAAAGCAUUCCUGGGGUGCGUGAAGCAGGGUGGAAACCCACCAUGGACCCAGAUUAUGGUAAAACUCCCAUGGAUCAGGAACAGCUAUAUGGAAUUCUCAAGUCAGUCUUGCAACAAAUUAAGAGUCAUCCAAAUUCUUGGCCAUUUCUAAAACCUGUUGACAAAAGUGAUGCACCAGACUACUAUGAUCAUAUAAAAUACCCAAUGGAUCUGAAAACAAUGAGUGACAGACUGCGUUGCCGCUACUACUGUCACAAAAGACUUUUUAUUGCAGAUCUGACCAGAAUCUUCACAAACUGUCGCACAUACAACAGUCCAGACACCGAGUACUACAAAUGUGCUAACAAUUUAGAGAGAUUUUUUCAAAGUAAAAUGAAGGAAGUGGGGCUGUGGGAAAAAUGAAAACUUAUUUUUUUUUCCUUAAGGAAGAAAAAGAAAUCAUUAUGAAGACUAGUGACUACAGGUGCAAUAGAAUUUUUUUAUUCAUAUUUUGUAUUUUAAUUUCUAAUAAGAAAUGCAUUUUCUGAAAAUGCGAAACUCUUUAGCGAAUAGGAUUGGAUAAUGAAAUAAAUUGGAAAUUUGCAAGACUGGGACUAAAAUCAUCCCUUACUUCUGUAAUAUGUAAUGUCACAUAUUUUGAUAGGAAAAUAGCCAUAUUUGUUUGAUUAUAGAUAAUGUUUUCUGCAUAGCAGACAUAAAUUAUAUCUGGAAUACCAUUGUCAAUAAUGCUAUCUAGAUAAAAAAAAAA